Molecule: messenger RNA, 1398 nt
Organism: Drosophila suzukii
Lineage: Eukaryota; Metazoa; Arthropoda; Insecta; Diptera; Drosophilidae
Product: acylphosphatase-2
Molecular function (GO): acylphosphatase activity
Source: RefSeq, a predicted model, not a curated record
UGUAGUUUCCAAAUAAAAAAUAAAAAUAUAGGGUGACCCAGAAAAACUACAAAUUUAUUGAUUUAUAUCGAGCUAUCGCUUUUUGACAGUUGACCGCUGCAAAUAUCUUAAAUAUUCGAGUUGUAAAAUGACCUCCAACGAGACCCAGACUGAGGGAAAGCAUAGGGUAACGAUUCCCUCUGCGACCCCUGAAAAAAGUGAAGAAUCCAACGAUGAAUCCAAAAGCGUUCCUAAUGAGGAUCCCAAAAGACUUUCUCAUAGCGAGUUCCAAAAGAGGGUCACCACGGAUAGGAGCAAUGAACCGGUGUUCAGUUGCCAGUUUGAAGUUUUUGGGAUAGUGCAAGGCGUUUCCUUCCGAAUGUACACCUUACGAAGAGCGCAAAAGUUGGGCGUUCGGGGCUGGUGCAAGAACACCACUGAAAACACGGUGAAGGGUGAAAUUCAAGCGCAUCGACAUGCCUUUGAGUCCAUGCGCCUCUGGCUAAAGCACACCGGCAGCCCCACUAGCCGAAUCGACAAGUGCAUCUUUGGCGACACCUCUGAGCUUUCCGAGUUUACCUACAGCAACUUCUCGAUUGUGGUGGAUUAAUUUGUGUUCCAGCUUUAGACCAAUUUAAAACUGAAGAAAUUGUAUUAUUUGAUUUAUUUACGUUUGCUUAGAUUUUGGAUAUGAAUUAAAAAUUGUCCUACAGUUAUAAGUUGUAAUACAAGAUUUUCACUUCAAGUGAUCUUAAAAAUCUUAUUGUUUAAUUGAACAAUGUUUUCUUAGGGCUUCGAAGUCAAUAUUAUACAUGAUCUUAGUCUUAAAAACUCUAUAUUUAAAAAUAAUACAAAGCUAUAGCUGCAAUAAAAAAAGCAUAUGUUAUAGGUAAUUUCUCCAUUGCCUUUUAGCCUGAGAAUAAAUAAAUAAAUAAAUAAUAAUACAAAGUAGUCUUAAAUAAAUUAUAAAAACAUAGUUACUUUCUUUUUAUAUUUAAACUAGACGUCGGAAUAUAUAUUAAGUAAUUUUUUACACCCGAUUUUUGAUAUUUCGUAAGUUUCAAUUUUUUUUCGAAUAAUCAUAGUUUGGCAACUUAUCCAAAGAGGGUUUUUAGACAAAAAAAAUUGAUACUGUUCAAGGAUUCCAGUACAUAGUCAUAACUAAUGUAAAUAAUUAUAAAGUAGCACUUUCUCAAAAGUAAAAUCAAUAUCUACAAAUUCAAACUAAUAAUUUGAUUAUUUUGUUAAAACAAAUAUGGACCGCGCAUUGGCAGAAUCUUGGGUUUGGUGUUUAAACACUGGCCGGCAUAAGUAUUUUGACGAAGCUAAAGCUAAAUAUACUCAUAAUUUGAAUUUGAUUCAUGUACAUUUUGGCAUCCAAACAAAACUAAACUAACUAAGAAAGAAUUUUUUCAAAAA